Molecule: messenger RNA, 1886 nt
Organism: Oppia nitens
Lineage: Eukaryota; Metazoa; Arthropoda; Arachnida; Sarcoptiformes; Oppiidae
Product: sodium-dependent glucose transporter 1-like
Exons: 4
Coding region: 294-1847 (517 amino acids)
Biological process (GO): transmembrane transport
Source: RefSeq, a predicted model, not a curated record
CAGUCAAAGUUUAACUGUUGUGAUCAGUAAGUGAUGUCAAACAACAAACUUAUAAAUUAAAACAAACAUAUUUUAAUGGGUUUUCCCUUAAAAACUUUUCAUUAGUUAUUAGUUAACUUAAAAACUCUUAUUAAGAGUCUAUUUAAUAACAACUAAGUUUUCUUUAAUUAUUAGUAUCUUAUUUUUUCAAAAAAAAAAUAAUUUAUUAUAGUGUGUGAGUGUUAGUAAUUGUAUUAUUAUUUUUUAAAAAAUUGUUUUGUUAAUUAAAUAAUAAUAAUAAUAAAUAGUCAAAAAUGACAAUUAAUAAGUCUAAUGGUGAUCCGGCAACAUUGAAAAAGCAGCAGGCUAAUAAUGGUACCGGUGCUGCUAAUAAUGGUAACUGUCAAAAUCAAUUUACUGAAUGGGAAAAAUAUGCAUACACAUCAGUUAUGUGUUUUACCAUGAUCACAUAUGGUAUAUGCAAUUCAACAUUUUUUCCGGCUUUUGUCGAUUUGAAGUAUGCAUUGAAUACAUCCCUAAAUAUGAUUGCAUUAAUCUCAACAUUCAUGUGUUUCGGCUAUAUUAUGGGCUCAUUAAUUGGUUUUUUAUACAAAUAUAUAAACCGUCAGUUAACAUUAAUCAUAUUGUUAAUUAUCAUGGGAUUGACUGUCAUAUUCAUACCAUAUUCCGAGCAUUUAUGGCAACUAUACAUGUAUUUUGUACUAAUCGGUAUGUGUGCCGGUACCUGGAAUAGUACCAACAAUGUAUGGCUUAUCGAAAUGUGGCAAAAACAAUCAGGACCCAUAAUGCAACUGUCCCAGUUUACCUAUGGCAUUGGUACUAUUUUGGGUCCAUUGAUUGACAGAUCCUAUUUGUUGGGAGAGAUUCACCAUUUGAACGGUGAUGGCGGUGGUAGUGGUGGACAUUUUGGUGGUCACGGUGGUGGUGGUGGUGGUACUACUAGUAUCGAUAGUGAUUUAGGUUUCAAUGUGACAUCAAUGAAUGUGUUCAAUAAAACCGGUGCAGUCUAUGAUGAUAGCGAAGAAAGGAAACGACUCCUGAAAACACCGUUCCUUAUCAGCGGAUGUUUGCAUUUGAUUGGUCCGUGUUUAAUGUUAAUAAUGUUUUUGGUCAAAAAGUAUCGGUACGUACCGAUUAAGGCUAAAGAGAUCGAGGACAAGUCGAAAUUGAAACUGUUUGAUCGGGAGGGUGCACCCAAGUUGCUUAUCAUAAUUAUAACAUGCAUAUUUCUGGCUUUCUACAGUAUCUCUGAGGUCAUAUACCUUGAGUUCGGUGCCACUUAUUUCCAGUACAUACCCAUACGGCUCAGUGCCAGCAAAGCGGCCGAAAUAUUUUCGGCAAUGUCACUGUCCUAUACCAUUGGACGCGGUAUUAACAUAUUUGUUGCCUUCAAAGUCAAACUUCACAUUAUCAUUGCCUAUCAUUUUCUCAUAAUCAUUGCCGCCAUCAUAACCUUACUGACCGUUCAGCACAGCCUCAUACAGCUAUGGAUCGGCUCAUUGAUGCUGUCGUUCGGCUUUUCGCCAAUAUUUCCAGCAGUGUUUGCCUUCAUUGGUCAGCACCUGGAGAUAACCAAUCGUAUCGGAACUGUACUAAUAUUUGCUCAUGCAUGUCUCAACAUUAUUGUGCCAUUUAUUUUGGGUACAUAUCUUGAAAAGUAUCCGUUUGUCUUUCCCGUCGGUAUCAUAAUGAACGUAUCGGUCGGUAUUGUUAUGUAUUUCUUCAUACUGUAUGUUAUACGACAAACCAAAUUGAAAUACAAAGACCUGUCUGAGUACAAGUGUUCCCCACAAUUCAUAGCUACCGCCACCAAUGGCACAGAUAUACCACUGCGCGAGUGUGUGUAAAGUGAAAUGAAUAAACCUUUUUUUCUGCAACUAUUUUAU